Molecule: messenger RNA, 549 nt
Organism: Rhipicephalus microplus (southern cattle tick)
Lineage: Eukaryota; Metazoa; Arthropoda; Arachnida; Ixodida; Ixodidae
Product: NEDD8-conjugating enzyme Ubc12
Source: RefSeq, a predicted model, not a curated record
AUGCUUAAGCUCUUCUCCCUCAAGCGGCAGAAGGACGGCGAGACGACGGGCAACACGCCGACGAGCCAGAAGCGUGCCUCAGUGGCCCAACUACGCGUUACGAAGGACAUCAACGACUUGAGCCUACCCAAGACUUGCCGCAUGGAGUUCCCAGAUCCGGACGAUCUGCUGAAUUUCAAGUUGGUCAUCUGCCCCGACGAGGGCUUUCACCGAAACGGACGCUUCGUCUUCAGCUUUCGCGUAAGUCCAAACUACCCGCAUGAACCGCCCAAAGUCAAGUGCGACACAAUGGUUUACCACCCGAACAUCGACCUCGACGGGAACGUCUGCCUGAACAUCUUGCGCCAAGACUGGAAUCCUGUGCUCACGGUCAACUCUAUCGUGUACGGCCUGCAGUUUCUCUUCCUCGAGCCAAACCCCGAGGACCCGCUCAACAAGGACGCCGCGGAAGUUCUGCAGAAUGACCGGAAACUGUUUGAAAUAAACGUCAGGAUGGCCAUGCUUGGAGGCUACGUCGGCGCGACAUACUUUGAACGGUGCCUGAAGUAA